AUGGCGAGAAUCCGCAUUGGUUCUGAGCAUGCGCAAAACUCGCACAAAGCGGCAUCUUGUCCUCAACUUUCAGACGCCGCAGUGGUGAAGGACGCGUCCGUCAUUCACCUCUCGUUCACCUCCAGGUUGGAACCCCGGGAGGAACUGGGAGCCCGACGGACCUGCAGCCCCGGGGCCCUGCCGCCAGAUUUCCGGAGCCACACUGGGCUGCCUGCCUGCCUGGUCGCCUGCCGGCUCUCCCCCGUGGCCGUGGCCGAUGAGGGCCUACGGGAGUACUUCGGCCAAUUCGGGGAAGUGAAGGAGUGUCUGGUGAUGCGGGACCCACUGACCAAGAGAUCCAGGGGGUUUGGCUUCGUCACUUUCGUGGACCAGGCGGGGGUGGAUAAGGUCCUGGCCCAAUCCAGGCAUGAGCUGGACUCCAAAACGAUCGACCCCAAGGUGGCAUUCCCUCGUCGAGCACAACCCAAGAUGGUGACUCGGACCAAGAAGAUCUUUGUAGGGGGGCUGUCGGUGAACACCACAGUGGAAGAUGUGAAACAGUAUUUUGAGCAGUUUGGGAAGGUGGAUGAUGCCAUGCUAAUGUUUGACAAAACCACCAAUCGCCACCGAGGGUUCGGGUUCGUCACGUUUGAGAGUGAGGACAUCGUGGAGAAGGUCUGCGAGAUUCACUUCCACGAGAUCAAUAAUAAGAUGGUAGAAUGUAAGAAAGCCCAGCCAAAGGAGGUGAUGUCGCCCACGGGCUCUGCCCGGGGGAGGUCCCGAGUCAUGCCCUACGGGAUGGACGCGUUCAUGCUGGGCAUCGGCAUGCUGGGUUAUCCAGGCUUCCAAGCAGCAACCUACGCCAGCCGGAGUUACACAGGCAUCGCGCCCGGCUAUACCUACCAGUUUCCCGAAUUCCGUGUAGAGCGGACCCCUCUCCCGAGCGCCCCCGUCCUCCCUGAGCUCACAGCAAUCCCGCUCACUGCUUAUGGGCCCAUGGCCGCCGCUGCCGCCGCCGCCGCCGUUGUCCGAGGAACAGGUUCGACCCCAAGCCGUACAGGGGGCUUCCUGGGCACCACGAGCCCCGGCCCCAUGGCCGAGCUCUAUGGGGCGGCCAACCAGGAUUCCGGGGUCAGCAGUUACAUCAGUGCCGCCAGCCCUGCCCCCAGCACUGGCUUUGGCCACAGCCUUGGGGGUCCCUUGAUUGCAACAGCUUUCACCAAUGGGUACCACUGA
Molecule: messenger RNA, 1215 nt
Organism: Gracilinanus agilis (Agile Gracile Mouse Opossum)
Lineage: Eukaryota; Metazoa; Chordata; Mammalia; Didelphimorphia; Didelphidae
Gene: MSI1
Product: musashi RNA binding protein 1
Exons: 14
Coding region: 1-1215 (404 amino acids)
Cellular component (GO): cytoplasm
Molecular function (GO): RNA binding
Source: RefSeq, a predicted model, not a curated record